AUGAUAUAAUAGAUUAAAAAAUAUUACAAAUUAGAAGAAUUUUUAAACUCUUCACUAUAAUCUCACUAGGUUCUCGAUAUUGACCUGAUUUGCAAUAAAAUUUAUGGAAUAGGUGUAUCAAGCUUAGGUUCUGCUUUAGCAAAUUGCACUAAUCUCUCAAAUUUGAUACUUAAUCUUUAGACUAAUUAAAUUGGUGAUUAAGGUGCCUUAUGCUUAGGUUCAGCUUUAGCAAAUUGCACUUAUCUCUCAAAUUUGGCACUUAAUCUUUUUGAAAAUUAAAUUGGUGCAACAGAUGCAUCAGGUUUAGGUUUUGGUUUACAAAAUUGCACUAAUCUCUCAAAUUUGACACUUAGUCUUAACAGUAAUAAAAUUGGCGAUUAAGGUGCAUCAUGCUUAGGUUCUGCAUUAGCAAAUUGCACUAAUCUCUCAAAUUUGACACUUAAUCUUUAGAUUAAUUAAAUUGGUGCAACAGGUGCAUCAGGCUUAGGUUCCCCUUUAGCAAAUUGCGCUAAUCUCUCAAAUUUGACACUUAAUCUUUUCUCCAAUCAAAUAGGUGCAAAAGGUGCCUCAGGCCUAGGUUUUGCUUUAUCAAAUUGCACUAAUCUUUCAAAUUUGACACUUGAUAUUAGCUCAAAUAAAAUUGGUGCAACAGGUGCAUCAGGCUUAGGUUCUGCUUUACCAAAUUACACUAAUCUCUCAAAUUUGACACUUGAUUUUAGCUACAAUUAAAUUGGUGAUUAAGGUACAUCAGUCUUAGGUUCUGCUUUAGCAAAUUGCACUAAUCUCUCAAAUUUGGCUCUUAAACUUGAUUAGAAUUAAAUUGGUGUAAUAGGUGCAUCAAGCUUAGGUUCUUCUUUAGCAAAUUGCACUAAUCUCUCAGAUUUGACACUUAAUCUUUACUACAAUUAAAUUGGUGAUUAAGGUACAUCAAGCUUAGGUUCUGCUUUAGCAAAUUGCACUAAUCUCUCAAAUUUGACACUUGAUUUUAGGACUAAUUAAAUUGGUGCAACAGGUGCAUCAGGCUUAGGUUCUGCUUUAGCAAAUUGUGCUAAUCUCUCAAAUUUGACAAUUAAUCUUUAUGAAAAUUAAAUUGGUGAUUAAGGUACAUCAGGCUUAGGUUCUGCUUUAGCUAAUUGCACUUACCUCUAAAAUUUGACACUUAAACUUGACUACAAUUAAAUUGGUAAUUAAGGUACAUCAAGCUUAAGUUCUGCUUUAGCAAAUUGCACUAAUCUCUCAAAUUUGACACUUUUUCUUUCGUGUAAUAAAAUUGGUGAUUAAGGUGUUUCAUGCUUAGGUUCUGCUUUAGCAAAUUGCACUAAUCUCUCAAAUAUAACACUUGAUCUUAAUGAAAAUUAAAUUGGUGCAAAAGGUGCAUCAGGCUUAUCUUUUGGUUUACAAAAUUGCACUAAUCUCUCAAAUUUGACACUUUAUCUUGAGGUUAAUUAAAUUGGUGCAACAGGUGCAUCAGACUUAGGUUCUGCUUUAGCAAAUUGCACUAAUCUCUCAAAUUUGGCACUCUAUCUUAACUCAAAUAAAAUUGGUGCAAAAGGUGCACAAGGUUUAGGUUAUGGUUUAGCAAAUUGCACUAAUCUCUCAAAUUUGACACUUGAUCUUAGGACUAAUUAAGUUGAUGCAAAAGGUUCAUCAGGCUUAGUAUCUGGUUUAGCAAAAUGCACUAAUCUCUCAAAUUUGACACUUAAUCUAAGUCGCAAUAAAAUUGGUGAUUAAGGUACAUCAGGCUUAGGUUCUGCUUUAGCAAAAUGCACUAAUCUCUCAAAUUUGACACUUGAUCUAAGCAAAAUGCACUAAUCUCUCAAAUUUGACACUUGA
Messenger RNA from Tetrahymena thermophila SB210, 1833 nucleotides. Its product is annotated as tetratricopeptide repeat protein. The transcript has 22 exons. NCBI's taxonomy places the organism in Eukaryota, Ciliophora, Oligohymenophorea, Hymenostomatida, Tetrahymenidae. Gene Ontology annotation, molecular function: small GTPase binding; GTPase activator activity. Gene Ontology annotation, cellular component: perinuclear region of cytoplasm; cytosol; nucleus. The record is from RefSeq and is a predicted model, not a curated record. Gene Ontology annotation, biological process: nucleocytoplasmic transport; activation of GTPase activity.